AUGCACAUUGAUUUGUCGAGAAAAGAAAAUAUCACCCCUUUGGAAUACCUGGCCAACUUUCUAAGAAAAACAUAUCAAGAAGUAGGUUCAGAUGAAGAUCCAUUACAGGAAGAGGAUCAAUCUGAAGAGGACAACAAAGUUUCUUUCUGCAAAGAAUUUGACUUUUAUAUUACCAACGAAUCAUCAUCAGAAGAGAACCCGCUGACAAAUAAUUUAACCUUAACCGCUCUUGCUAGUAUGAAUAAUUUGAGCAAAAUACGAAAGGCACUUGUAAUCUGUGCAUUAAUUGAUAUUUCUUGUGCGACAUCAUCUCAGUUUCAGUAG
Molecule: messenger RNA, 324 nt
Organism: Funneliformis geosporum
Lineage: Eukaryota; Fungi; Glomeromycota; Glomeromycetes; Glomerales; Glomeraceae
Source: the annotation of a GenBank genome assembly